Messenger RNA from Pseudogymnoascus verrucosus, 1638 nucleotides. RefSeq lists its product as uncharacterized. Gene Ontology annotation, molecular function: rRNA (uridine-N3-)-methyltransferase activity. Lineage: Eukaryota; Fungi; Ascomycota; Leotiomycetes; Thelebolales; Thelebolaceae. Gene Ontology annotation, biological process: rRNA base methylation. Gene Ontology annotation, cellular component: cytoplasm. The record is from RefSeq and is a predicted model, not a curated record. The coding region runs from base 35 to 1051 and encodes 338 amino acids. The transcript has 2 exons.
CCCCAAACCCAUCCAUUGCCUCCUCAAACACACAAUGGGCAAAAACAAGCGCCAACGUCUCGGUGGCGGCCCAACCAAAAAAUACAAACCCCCCGCCAAGCCCAUCCCCAAACACCUCAAAGCCAGCACCAAAGGCCCCGCCACAACUCCCUCCGCCGCCGCACCAGCGAAGAAAGCAACUCCGCAGAAGAAACAGGCUCCUAUAAUCCCCUUCUCCUCAUCUGACCGCAUCCUACUCAUCGGGGACGGGGAUUUAUCCUUCGCCGCCUCGCUAGUGAGCGCGCACGGAUGCGGACACGUUGUCGCGACGGUGCAGGAGCGGAAUAGGAAGGAGUUGGAGGAGAAGUAUCCGCAUGUUGGGGCGAAUGUGGAGGUGCUGGAGGGGAGGGAGCAGAAGGUCGUGUUUAAUGUUGAUGCGGGACGGAUGGGGGUUUGGGAUCGGGAGGGGAGGUGUGGGGGGGGGAGGAAGAGGGGGGGGAUGGAUAGGGUGAUUUUUAAUUUUCCGCAUGUGGGGGGGAAGAGUACGGAUGUGAAUCGGCAGGUUAGGUAUAACCAAGAACUCUUGGUUAACUUCUUUAAACGCGCGAUACCGUCGCUGACACCGGGGGGGAGCAUCAUCGUCACCCUCUUCGAGGGAAUGCCAUACACGCUAUGGAAUAUUAGGGAUUUAGCGCGACACAGCGGGUUGGCAGUGGAGCGAUCAUUCAAGUUCCAGGCUUCGGCAUAUCCGGGGUAUCACCACGCGCGCACGAUUGGAGUUGUAAAGACGUCGGCGGGUGAGGUGAGUGAAACGGGGUGGAAGGGUGAGGAGAGACCAGCACGAAGCUACGUGUUUAUAAAGAAGGACGAGGUUGCCCCUGUGGUUUCUAAGAGGAAGAGAGGAGAUGAUGACAGCGAUGAAGAGGAAGAGGAGGCAGUGGAAGGAUUAUCGGAAUUGGAAGAGCAGGAAGAGGAGGAUGCGGCGGCGGAUCACAGUGAAAAAGAGGAUGUGGAUAGCGGAAAGGAGGAAGAGGACAGCGGGAGUGAGGGAGAAGGGGAAAAUCAAGAUUAAUAUCUUGCUUGGUAUCUAUGCUCUACUUUUCAACGCCUUAUUACGCCUAGACCCCGUUCUGCGGCGCCGUUUUCCCCGGGCCGCGAACCAGUACGUGGCGGCGUCGCAAGCUAUCCAACCCAAAAAUCAAUUCUCUCCAUUUGGCGCACCGGGCGCAUUCCCAUUCUGCGCCGCCGCGGAGAGAGGGAGCAGCGCUACACCCAGAUCGCCGUCAGGGUGCAGAGCGUAAGCCGGCGCCUCCAUUAGAUCCCCAUCGAAGAGCACUAGGUUCUGGAUGGGCUGUUGCUGCUGCCCGAGCACAUUGAUGACAUCCUGCGCUACCUGUCCGCCUAGAAUAGCUGUCACGGGGGCGACCUCACCGCCUAAGUUCUGGAGGAAGCUGCGCAGGACCUCAGCACGCAACGUCUCUGUCGGGAGACCGAGGGCUCUGUGUUUUGAAGUCGCUAGGGUGGUGAAGGCGGCGAUGUCGGCGUGGUUGCUUGGGAAGCGGCCGUCGUAGAUUUGUUGGAAUUCCCAGAGGGCGCGGAAGCAGGACAGGAUUGGGGUGACGGCCUUUAGACGGCGGCGGCUUUUUGCAUAAUCUUGGG